Molecule: messenger RNA, 507 nt
Organism: Triticum turgidum subsp. durum (durum wheat)
Lineage: Eukaryota; Viridiplantae; Streptophyta; Magnoliopsida; Poales; Poaceae
Source: the annotation of a GenBank genome assembly
AUGGUAGUGUGCGUCGAAGGUCUGGGUGUACCCCGUAGAUCUGGGAUGUUCGGGCAUGCGCUGAAUGCUGUUACAUUUGUCAGCGAAGAGAAAAUCGCCGCCAAAUUGGAGCACUUGAAGAAAACGUUCAGGUGGUCGGAUGCUGAGGUGCGCAUUGCUAUUUCUAAGGCUCCAAUGGUGCUGAAUAGGGCUAAGGAGUUUCUGCAGAGAAAGUCAGAGUUCCUGAUCUCUGAUUUGGGGUUGGAGCCGGCAUACAUUGCUCAUCGCCCGGUAAUGCUUUUGUACAGCCUGGAGGGCCGGUUAAGGCCCCGGUGCUACGUUGUGAAGUUUCUUAAGGCAAAUGGAUUGCUAGGUCCUGAUCGAGACUUGUAUUCCGCAGUCGCAUUGAGUGAGAAGUUAUUCAUAGAGAAGUACAUAUGCCCUCACAAGGAAGCUGCACCCUGCUUAGCUGAAGACUAUGCUGAUGCUUGCAAAGGGCUAGUGCCAACUAAUUUCAGAAUUACAUGA